GAUUUUGUUUCCAAGUCGAAUCCGGGUCAUAUGUGUUCUAAUCACACAAUUGGCGAAGUGGCAGAACAGCUUGCAAGAGUUUAUGGUCAUUUAGUACAAUUUCCUUUACAAUUUAUGAAAAGAGAAAA
Molecule: messenger RNA, 128 nt
Organism: Racocetra persica
Lineage: Eukaryota; Fungi; Glomeromycota; Glomeromycetes; Diversisporales; Gigasporaceae
Source: the annotation of a GenBank genome assembly